Brachypodium distachyon (stiff brome) is the source of this 2762-nucleotide messenger RNA. RefSeq names its product nitrate regulatory gene2 protein. Bases 162 to 2501 code for a protein of 779 amino acids. Lineage: Eukaryota; Viridiplantae; Streptophyta; Magnoliopsida; Poales; Poaceae. The transcript has 4 exons. The record is from RefSeq and is a predicted model, not a curated record.
ACCAACAAUCUACAGUGGUAUUCUUUAGAUCCACUCGCCCGGACCUCCCUUCUUCCCCCAAGCCCACUUCGCUUUGCUGCUCGUUGCCGCUGCUUGGCUUGGGUUUUGGGGGAUUUGCUGCUGCGUUGUAAUGCGGUGAGGAGGAGUUGGGGGAAGCAGAGAUGGGGUGCGCGCAGUCGCGGAUCGAGAACGAAGAGGCGGUGGCGCGGUGCAAGGAGCGGCGCCAGUGCAUGAAGGGCGCCGUGGCGGCGCGGAACGGCUUCGCGGCGGCGCACUCCGCGUACGCCUUCUCGCUGCGGGACACGGGCGCCGCGCUAUCCGAGUUCGCGCACGGGGAGGGGGUGCCGCCGCCGCCGCCUCCCUCGCAGGCGGCGGCGGAGGCCCAGGCUGACAGGCUCUCUGCCGGCGGGGCCGCGCCAGGGGUCGCGGCACCUUCGGCGGCGGCCGGCGACGACAUAAUGCCGCCGCCGCCUCCCAUCGACUCGCUGCCACCGCCCCCGCCGCCGCUGCCGGAGUUCUCGCCGUCGCCGGCGAAGAUCCACCGCUCCAUGAGCAUGCCCAUGCCACCUAAACCGGUGACUAAGGGCCCCUCCAUGCUCCACAGCGACUCGAUUAGGGAGGAAGGGGAGAACGAGGUGGAGAUGGAGGAGGAAGACGCGGAGGAGGAUGUGCAUCUCGAUGACCGGCGGCGGCGGCUGCGAAAUCGCUCUCAGGCGCCGCCGCCUGUUUCGCCGCCGGCGCCGCAGACACCGGUGACCCCGCAGCCACCCCCACCUCCCCCGCCCCCGCUUGAUCCCAAGUCCGGAGUUGAUACGUGGGAUUACUUCUUUUCGAUGGAAGACGGGAUGGCGCCCAUCUCCGCCGAGGACGACGAAAUCAUCCCCGAGCCGGAAGAUGAGAAAGAGUACGUUCCUGCCUCGCCACCGCGCCCGCCGUCUUCACCUCCUCCGCCCCCGCCAGCAGCUGUCUCGCCGCUUGAGGAAUUUGAGGAGGAGCCGCGGACGCCUGAGAUGGUCACGCCGCCUCCGUCGCUUCCGCCAAAACCUCCUGGUUCUUCGAAGAAGAAGAAGGGCAAGGGGAAGCAUAAGGCUGCGCACCACCAGCACGCCGAGUCCGCGCCUCCGGUCACGGUGGUCGGCUGGGGGAAGGCGGGGAAGGUGGUCCCCGCCGAGGUGCCGCGCGUAGACCUCCUGCGGGUGCUUGCGGAGAUCGACGACAGGUUCUUGAAGGCGUCGGAGAGCGCUGGAGAGGUAUCCAUGGCGCUGGAGGCCAACAGGAUGCACUACCACUCCAAUUUCGCCGACACAGGCAAAGGGCAUAUCGAUCAUUCAGCUAGAGUUAUGAAAAUAAUAACAUGGAAUAGAUCCUUCAAAGGCAUGCAAAAUGGUGAUGAUGCAAAGGAUGACUUUGAAAAUGAUGAAUUGGAGACUCUGGCAACUGUCAUAGAUAAAAUUUUAGCCUGGGAGAAAAAGCUGUAUGAUGAAGUGAAGGCUGGUGAGAUUAUGAAACUUGAGUAUCAGCGCAAGGUUGCUUUGUUAAAUAGACAAAAGAAAAACAAUGCUGCUAUUGAGGUCCUGGAGAAAACUAAAGCUGCAGUUACCCAUUUGCAUACAAGAUACAUAGUUGAUAUGCAAUCAAUGGAUUCAACUGUGUCAGAGAUUCAGUAUCUCCGUGAUAAUCAACUUUAUCCAAAACUUUUGGAUCUCGCUGACAGGAUGGCAAAAAUGUGGAAGGACAUGCACAUGCAUCAUGGAGAUCAGCUGAAAACUGUGUUGGAUCUGAAGUCGGUUGAUAUUUCUGAUUCCAAUAUCGAAACAAGUCGGCAUCACCACAGCCACACACGCCAGCUGCGUGAUAUUGUAGAGAAGUGGAACACAAACUUUAGUGAUCUCAUGAGCUAUCAGAAGGAGUACGUAAAUGCUCUCUACAGCUGGUUGAAAUUGAACCUUAUACCCAUAGAGAGCAGCUUAAGGGAGAAAGUAGCAUCCCCACCAAGGAUGCAGCAGCCUCCAAUUAAAGCCCUUCUCCAAGCAUGGAAUGAGCAUCUAGCUAAGCUGCCUGAUGAUCUCGCCAGGCAUGCCAUUGUUAGCUUUCGGGCAGUCCUGGACACCAUAUUAAGUGUUCAAGACGAGGAGUUGAAACAGAAGGAGAACUGUGAACAAAUUCACAAGGAGUACGCACGGAAAGUUCGGGCUUUUGAGGACUGGUAUCACAAGCAUGCACAGCGUAAAUCGUUUGAUGUUGAUCCAGAGAGCGGUGAGGGCACAGGUCAAAAGGAUGUCAUUUCAGAAAGGAGAUUUGCUGUAGAGAGCCUAAAAAGCAGGCUGGACGAUGAGAUUGAAGUCCAUAAUAAGCUGUCGAAGCAAGUCAGAGAAAAAUCUCUCUCAAUCCUGAAAGCGCACCUGCCAGAGCUAUUCCGUGCCCUGACUGACUUCUCCCAUGCUUGUUUUGAGAUGCACUCGAAGCUAAAGAUUGAUGUCACCCAUGCAGGGUCAGGGUAGUAACGACUAGCUCAAGAACAUGUACAGGAGUUAGGGUGCUGGUAGUCAACAUGUUGUAACGCUUGUAUUGUCUCCCUAGCUUUUCUGUCGCUGUAUGUGUAGUAUCUCUUCAGAUAAGAACAGUUAAUCAUGGUGGCCGUUUUGCUACUUGAAAUUCUCAUGGCUAUUUUGGUAAGCUUCCAGAAUCGCUGUUAAGUGGCAAUUUUUGUAUAGAUGGUCGGUUGCUGAGAACCUUGAAGGUAAACUUUUGUCUGCCAUUAA